AUGGCGACACCACGGCUCCCAUUUCUGUAUCCAAACCUCAUGCGGGCUGUCCGGUCAUCAUUCCACUCUACUCGCCGCCGCGAAGAGUCAAACUUCCACCGCCGAUAUGGCCCAGCUGUCGAGCCGAAUAUACCUCCACCAAACCGUCCGAAAGACCGUGCACAGCAGGUGGAUGAGCCUUCCUCCCAUGCCAAAGACGAACGGUCUGUCGAUGAAGACUCAGGUUCUUUAUCAGAGGAGGCAACGGACCAACCAGAGUCGCAAACUGCCUCGGAAAGCCAGCCUGCAGAACCAGUGAAAGAUACCGCCGAUGCAGCAUCGUCCGGUCUUUCAGAACAGGCAGCCGCAGAUGCAUCCAAGCCAAGUAAAUCGGCGGAGUCUCAACAAGGAACAGAAGCCUCCGAAAUGCAGGAAGAGAUGGCGCAGGAUGAAUCUUCACAGAAAGACGCUUCUACGUCAUCGCCGGACCCUAUAGGCGAGGAAAUGUCGCAAAUGUCGCCAUACGCCAACACAAGCGCUUUCGAUGAGGUUUAUCACAUGCCUUCCCCGUCCACUUCGCUCUCUCCAACCGAACCGUCACCGGAACAUAAGCCGCCCCAUAUGUCCCCCGCACCAUACGUUCACCAUUUCGAUACAUAUUCCCUCGUUUUGGAUCUCUCCAAGGCGGACGUGGAGAAUGAGUCGUACCUUUUCAAGGCCGCAUGCUCUGAACUUACGCAGUCCUUGCAUAUGGCAAGAAACGCAGAGAUACAGAGACAGCGGACUUCAAGAGCCCAACUGCAACAUGAACUCGAUAUCCUUUCUCAGCGUUUGAACCAAGAACUCCAAGGCAUGAAAGAUGAGAUUAAGGGCAUGUUUAAUGACCACAAAAUGGCUACAAGAGAGAACCAAAGAGUGAUCGACACCAUGGUACAGGAGCUUAACUACAAAAUCACUGUUUCGCUCAACAGUGAUAGUAAGAGCGAAAUCGAAGGGCUGCGCUGGAUUCUGACUAGACGCGCUGCUUUGACCGUCGGCAUCUGUGCCUUAAUGAUCAUUCUUUUCUUGAAAUACUCCUCUACUCGGAAAGCCGAGUCCCCGAAGGUCAUCAAAGAAGUCGAGAAGCCUGUGGUGAAAGAAGUCACUCAGGAAGCUCGUGUUGUUCAUGAUGCUGCUGUCCAAGCAAACCUUGCUGGGACCGAACCACUUCUUGGCGAAUCUCUUGGCUGA
Molecule: messenger RNA, 1209 nt
Organism: Penicillium chermesinum
Lineage: Eukaryota; Fungi; Ascomycota; Eurotiomycetes; Eurotiales; Aspergillaceae
Product: CCDC90 family protein
Exons: 4
Coding region: 1-1209 (402 amino acids)
Cellular component (GO): mitochondrion
Source: RefSeq, a predicted model, not a curated record